Messenger RNA from Propithecus coquereli (Coquerel's sifaka), 2029 nucleotides. RefSeq names its product ER membrane protein complex subunit 10 (gene EMC10). The record is from RefSeq and is a predicted model, not a curated record. The transcript is spliced from 8 exons. Lineage: Eukaryota; Metazoa; Chordata; Mammalia; Primates; Indriidae. Bases 84 to 845 code for a protein of 253 amino acids. Gene Ontology annotation, cellular component: EMC complex.
UCGCCAGGACGCGUCCGGUUCCUCCCGGCGUGCUCCGCGGCUCUCGGCUCACACCGGCCCCUGGGCUGGUGGAAGGGGCCGCUAUGGCGGCCGGCGCCGGGGCAGCUCGGCUGCUUCUGCUCUUGCUGAUGGCGGUAGCGGCGCCUAGUCGGGCCCGAGGCAGCGGCUGCCGGGCCGGGGCCACUGCGCGGGGGGCUGGAGUAGAAGGCCGAGAGGGCGAGGGCUGUGGCCCGGUGGGACUGCUGCUGGAGCACUCGUUUGAGAUCGAUGACAGUGCCAACUUCCGGAAGCGGGGCUCACUGCUCUGGAACCAGCAGGAUGGCACCUUGUCCUUGUCGCAGCGGCAGCUCAGUGAGGAGGAGAGGGGCCGACUCCGGGAUGUGGCAGCCCUGAAUGGCCUGUACCGUGUCCGGGUUCCGAGGCGGCCUGGGGCCCUUGAUGGCCCAGAAGCUGGUGGCUAUGUCUCUUCCUUUGUCCCCGCGUGCUCCCUGGUGGAGUCGCACCUCUCGGACCAGCUGACCCUGCACGUGGACGUGGCCGGCAACGUGGUGGGCGUGUCGGUGGUGACGCACCCCGGGGGCUGCCGGGGCCACGAGGUGGAGGACGUGGACCUGGAGCUGUUCAAUACCUCGGUGCACCUGCAGCCGCCGGUCACGGCCCCGGGCCCAGAGACGGCGGCCUUCAUCGAGCGCCUAGAGAUGGAGCAGGCCCAGAAGGCCAAGAACCCCCAGGAGCAGAAGUCCUUUUUCGCCAAAUACUGGCACCUCAUCCUGGGGGGGGCCGUGUUGCUCACAGCCCUGCGUCCUGCUGCCCCAGGGCCCGCGCCGCCGCCGCAGGAGGCCUGAUGGAUGUACAUCAUUCCUGUCGUCCUGUUCCUCAUGAUGUCAGGAGCGCCGGACGCCGGGGGCCAGGGCGGGGGUGCGGGUGGAGGUGGCAGUGGGGGCAGUGGCCGGUGAGGGGCUGGGGCUGGUCAGUGCCCAUCCUCUGUUGCCCAGAGCCUUCUUCCCUGCUAGAGUCUCCCAUGUCCUUGGCCAUCCCAAGAAGGAUUUGCCAGCCCCUCCUGUGUGCCCGUCCCGCGAGGGGAGGACAGCCCCACCAGGAGACAGCAUGCCGCCUGCACGAGCCCCUUGCCCUCUCUGGGCCUCUGUGUUCCUAUUGGCAGAGCAGUGGCUGGAUUCUGGGCCCUUGGGCAGGGGCACCCGUAUCUGCUGCAGCCCUGCCUCCCCCAUGUCCCCGCUGUGGCCCCAGAGGCUUCCCUUUGCCCUCAGGAUAGCGUCCCACCUCCUGGGCCACUGGCGGCUCCAGCCUCUCCAACUUCGUGUCCCGCCCCCGCCCAAGCCCGUGCAGUCUGGGAACAUGCCGAGUUCUCUCCAGCCUCCGUGCCUUCGUUCCGGGUGGUCUCACCCUCCUGCCCCUGGCCACAUAGAUGGCCCUGUCCAGGCUCCCGGGGCGCCCCCUCGCUUGUCUGACACUGGACUGGGCCACAGCUCUCCGCUGUGUCGCUCGAGGGCACCAGGGGCCCUGGCUCGACUCCUCCCCCCGCCCCUCCCGGUGCAGAUAGAGUCCCGCCCUCAGGACGCCAGGCCCGGUGGCCUCUGGGCUGGAAGGAAAAUGUUUAAGGUAAAAAACAAGCAAAGCAAAACCGACAUGCAGUGAAGUCAAGGGCCACAUGCUGCACAAGAACCUGUCUCGGCUGUCCCCUUCCCGCUGUCCCCUUCUCCAGCCGUCCACUCUCAGUGGGGCCUGAGCGCAGCCUCUGCGAUUCAUCGCCCUCCCUUUUAGGUGUAUUUUAAAACAUUGACAACAUAUUGAAAUAAGUGAACGUUUUGAAAAGUUACAGCUUUCGACAGCCAAAUGCAACUGUAGUUUUGGCUCGAGACGGCCGUGAUGUGCAGCCUUUACUGAAAUCCACUGUUCAUUUCAUACGUUCCUAAGAAACAAGAAAAUGGCUGUCCUUGUCGUCGUCCUCACUAUGUAACGCUCAGCUGUGUCGUGUGGCAGUUUAUUAUUAAACUGUUCCCCAAAUGUG